Messenger RNA from Arctia plantaginis, 4215 nucleotides. The record is from the annotation of a GenBank genome assembly. Lineage: Eukaryota; Metazoa; Arthropoda; Insecta; Lepidoptera; Erebidae.
AUGGAUAAAAAAGAAAAUUUUGGUAGUCGGAGCCAAAACGUUAGUGCUGAGCAAAAAUGCCUAUUAUAUAAACUUGUUGAUGAAGAUCAAGAGCUCAAAAGUACAAAAUUUAUAUCUCGUUGGAAGUUUAUUGCUGAACAGUUAAAUACAUUAAAAGGGUCCAAGAAGACAGCAAAGGAGUGGUGGUUGAGAUAUCAGCUUGAGAACAAAUGUCGCACUGCUGGCCAAGCAAGUGGUGUCAGUGAAAAAAGAAACAUACAACCUACAGUUCAACUAAAUCCUAGUAUAUCAUCAACUGAACCUGUAACCUGUGCACCAGGACAAACUGAUGCAACAUUAAAUACCUUAGCUGCUGCUUUAAAUGAUCUUAACACAAACGAUAUAUCCAAGUUAAAAAGCAGUACCAUGCAUAAGUUAAAGUUCUUAUUGUGCGCUGACGAUCAUAAUGAUUGGCUAGAUCCGUCUUAUCGUAUGUCAAUCACAGAUUGGCUUCUGUUCGACACGGUACUUGUGCAUGAAAAUUUCGACGUUAUUCAAGUGCAUAGGGAAAAUGGAACUGGCCAUAAAGCUUUGCUAGCUUUAUUUCACCUGGUAGAGAAGUAUAAUAUAGAGUCUUUUGAAGGCGACUCUCUGGCGGAAGCAUGGGCAGCUCUCACGAUAGAAUAUAACGCAGCGGGCCGCCAAUGUACUCCAAUGUUAUUACAACGGCGUUGGUAUCAGUUAAAGUUGGCCGCAAGAGAGAGUAUCUAUAAAUUCCGGUUAAUGUAUUUGGCAACACCAAACGAUAUGAAACGAGUACUUAAGUUUAAGCCUACUUCAUUGCAGUUAGCUGUUCUUGUACGGUAUAGUCAAAAAGUGGUAUUAGAACCAUUCAUGUCAUGGGAGGAUCAGAUCAAAAACGGGCUGGUCAUACUUCGGGAACAAUUUGUAUCAAUUGCAAUGAAAAGCAAAAUUGGACAGACACCAAGUACUCAUACAGAAACAUUGGCAACUAUAGAUUUAACUUCGACAGAAGAUGAAAUAAACAUAAUAAAAAACAAGGAAUUCGGAGACGUCACACUACAGCAAGUUACACCAAUCGAAUAUAAUGAUGAAAAUAUGUCUUCUGAGGCACAAGAGCAUGAAACAUCACAAAUUAUCGAAAAAGGUGAAGAAUGUUUAAUUAGAAAUGACCCUGAGGUCAGUAUCGAGACAACGCCUAACGAAAAAAAUAAUAGCGAUGCUUCUAUGGAUAAGAUGACACUUGAUACGAUGACAGAACCAGAUAAACUAGAAGACAAUGAGAUGGACACGGAAAAUUACCCAUCCAAUGAUAUCCCAAUUUCUGAUAAACCAACUGUAGUAGUACCUGAUCCGUUUAGAGAAAUCAUAGGUUUUGAUAAACAAAAACCAGUUUUACCACAAAUUACGAAUGUUUUCGGUAACGUCCAAGUACCUAUUGAAGCACUGUCUAAGAUCAGUGUGUUGGCUACGAAAAUUGCUAAAAAUAAUAUAGAAAACAAAAGACAUAUUAAUGCUUCUCAUAGUGAACAAAACAAUCAAAUCAACGAAGGCCUUGAAAUUGAUUGUGAAAUCGAUAAAGCUGAAGCGAUUGACGACGGAAAGCCACUUGGGACUAUGGUAGAUGAACAGAAAAAAGAAGUCCCUACAAAAGAUAAAAAACUGUUUAUGAUUCCAGUAGUAAAUACGGUAAAAUUAGAAGACAUGGGUGUAUUACCUACGCGUUUAUGGCAUCGUGUUAAAAAUAAAGAAAUAAUAGAUGUCGUUAACACAAAAAGUAAAGUAACAGAUGAUAAAGCUCCAAAAUUAAAGAAUAACAAAAAAUUUAGUUUAAAUAAAGUUCAGCUGUGUAGCUCACGUGUCAACAAGUCGCGCCAGCGCUCAUAUAGUUAUUCUGAACUAUCUAAGAAUCCAGAUUUCAAUAUUCCCCUUAAAAAACUAAAUCGUCAAUUCUUCAGGUCAGAUCGCAAUCGAAUGUUGCUAAGAGCAUGCAAACCACUUUGUGUAGUUGUUGAUAAAUCCUUUGAAAGCAAACUUGUAAACGGAAGAAUGUAUUUAAAACCUACUGCAUUUUGCCAAAAUAAUGAAUCAUUUGAUCAGAUGAAACCUAAUGACAGCCACCCCAAUGUUUUUCUUGAAUCAUCAGAUGCAAAAAAAAAUAUAAGGAAUACUAACACUGAACAAGCCUUCAUUCCAAUCGCGUCACAACCUUUUAAAGAUAACAUAUCGCUGCUACCUCUUGUACCUGACGCCUUACCUAGUAAUAGUCCUCAUGAUUUAAUACCAAUGGCAUCAAACCCUGAUAAAUUUAACAUAGCACUACCCCUCAUAACCAGCGCUAUACCUAGUAAUAGUCCUCUGGCUUUAGAAUUUGACACGUUACCAAGUAGUUCUUCUUUUGAAACAAAUCGAUAUCAAAAUACUAAUUCACCUUCCAAAAAAAUUAUAACUAUCGUACCAUCAAAAAAUACAGAACCCACAGAUACAGAGCCAUUGCUGGUUAAUAAUAGUUAUAAUGCCUCAGAGAGAUUAUUAGACUUGUACACCCUCAAUAAACUAUUAUGUAUGUUAGUCAAUGUUGAAAUGAACAAAACUGAGCACAAUGAUAUUAAGGCGACUGCUAAACAAAAUAAAGUUGUAGACAAAGGCAGUAAUAAUUUAAAAGAUACCAGUGAACCUACAGUCAAUAACUCAGGCACUGACACUGUUAACGCGGAUAAAACUGAGGGAAAAAAGACAAAAUAUUAUAGUAAACAUAUUAAACCCUGUUGUUGGGCGCAAGCAAAGCUAAGGUCAAUGGAUACUAUUGGUAAACGGGUGCUUCUGCCUCAUAAUUGUGUAUUUCCAUCAUGCGAAUGUUGCUGUAAAAAAAUAUUAGCAAUGUAUUAUAUUAACAACAAAAUACCUAAAAAUAAUAAUUCGAAGCCACCAAAACAAAAAAAUAAAUCGAAAAACAAACUUAUUGAACUUAACGACUUUCUAGCCGAUGUAGUAACAACAUUUUCAGAUCAAUCCUUAGACAAGUUCUUAUCGUUGGGGAAUAAUAAAAUAUUAUUAACUACGACAAAGUUUCCUAAGAAUUUCAAUUUAUUUACUGGUUUUCAACGUUAUCUAGAAAACAACUUGUUACCUAAAGCCAUUCGAUUAGUUUUAAAGCCGAAUGGUAGAGUAUUUCUUAAACGUGACAUUAGAGCACCUGUAGACCCUAAAAUUUUAAAAGAGAUAAUAGAUUUAGUUGAUGAAUUUAAUCAGCUCAGCCGUGUGCCUACUGCACAGCAUAAUAAUAAUAAUAAGAAAAAUAACAAAACGUUUCCUGAUAAAACUCCCAACACAACACUUAAUAAAGAAUCUUCAUGCAUUGAAGAUACAAAAGAAAUAGACAUUUCAAUACCAGAACAUAUUAAAGAAACUCCUAAGUCGGUUAUUUCAGAACAAUUAAAAUUAACACUAAAUCCUAUUUUUUGUAACACAACUACUACAAUUUUAUCCGCUCAAUUUAAACAAGAACCACAACCAACCAAAGAAAAUGCUACCGUUAUGGAUAAGAUAAAAUCAUGUCUUGGUAUGGUAUUUUAUAAGACGCUCACUCCAAUUAAAUUAGUGUCAGAACUGAAGUAUGCUUACUCACAAAAUGGUUUAUUUUUUAAGUUAGAUCUAGACACUGGGUCACUUGUGCCUAUAAACGUGUGCAUUAAAAUGCAUCGGAUACCCAUACUAGAUUUUGAUCCGGGUUCAAACAAUUCAUUAUCUGUGCCAAGAAAACACAAAACACUCUUUCCAAUCAACUCUCAAUCGCCUAGUUUACUUACAUACGACCUGGAAUCAGUGUCCUCUCAAUCCCCAAUAUCAAUUCUAUCCACAUCCCCUGGGCCCAUUUCAUCCUCCCUACCUGGAGAAAUUUCAUGCAAACCGAUUGAAUCAACUGUUUCAGAAUUUUCUAUACCCGACAACAAUGGUCUUUGUAACGUGUCUAAUAUUUCUUAUGCAUCAGAUAUACCAUUUAUUAGGAAACCCCUUGUGUCUCUUAAAGUUGAAGACGAGUAUAUCAUUAGUGAUGAUGACGACGACAAUGCAGAAUCGUGGAAUAUAUUUGAUAAAUUUCUAAACAUAGAUGACGGUCCUGAGGAAUAUAUUGAACAGCAAAAAGAAUCUUCAAAUGCUCCCAUAGGUUUCGAAGAUCAAAUAGUAAAAAUCCUUAAAGUUGAACAAGUAUAA